CCCACGACACCCAAGACUGCGCCGUGCACUGUUACCGACGACUCUUGCGUACCGAAAAGGCGACGAAACCCACGAGACACAAUCGCGCCACGAGUGCGAUUUGCGACUACGACACGAAGUCUUCACUUGUUGCGAUCUACCACCAUCCUACGGCUUCGAACACGCGAAGGACUCAGCUAGUAAUACCAGUCAACUUGGCCGAGAAUCAAUACAAGCAAAAUGACGAGCACUAUCGGUAUCCCAAUCAAGCUCCUCAACGAGGCAGCAGGUCACAUUGUCACUCUUGAAAUCACAUCUGGCGAAGUCUACCGCGGCAAGCUAAUUGAAGCCGAGGACAACAUGAACGUACAGCUGAAAGACAUUACUGUAACCGCCCGCGACGGUCGCGUCUCACAUCUCGAACAAGUAUACAUUCGGGGAAGCCAUGUCCGGUACUUCAUCGUCCCAGACAUGUUGAGGAACGCACCCAUGUUCCGAUCGAGAGGCACAAGGGGUCGCGGUGUCGGUCUUGCGCGUGGAAGGGCCACAGUCAAUAGGGCCAGGGCCAGCACUCGUGGCGGUGGUCGCUGAACGAGCUGAAAGUUACGGGCGAAAAGACAACAUAAGCAGAGAGCUUGCUACCGGAAGCGCAACAGCAGCGAGGACGCACGGUAUGGUGCGAGAAGUUGACAGUGGAGGGAAGGACAGGUAUGCAACCAGAUCAUUCUUGCUGGACAUACGCUGAAAAUUGGGAUAGCUCCAAAUUUGAUGAUACCUUUGAAUGGGAUGAAUGCACAU
Messenger RNA from Alternaria rosae, 777 nucleotides. RefSeq lists its product as uncharacterized. The transcript has 4 exons. Gene Ontology annotation, biological process: spliceosomal snRNP assembly; RNA processing. Gene Ontology annotation, molecular function: RNA binding. Gene Ontology annotation, cellular component: spliceosomal tri-snRNP complex; U2 snRNP; SMN-Sm protein complex. The coding region runs from base 220 to 570 and encodes 116 amino acids. The record is from RefSeq and is a predicted model, not a curated record. Lineage: Eukaryota; Fungi; Ascomycota; Dothideomycetes; Pleosporales; Pleosporaceae.